AUGCCUCGCUGCUGCCGCCACAACAAAGACCGAGGAGGGGUGGAGAAGGAAGGAGGAGAGCCUCACACGCAUCUUCAUUACAAAGCGUCAUCAAACUGUAACAUCAGUUGCAAGGGGAUGACCGAGCGCAUUCAUAACAUCAAUCUUCACAACUUCAGCAAUUCUGUACUUGAGACCCUCAAUGAGCAGCGCAACCGUGGGCACUUCUGUGACGUGACUGUUCGGAUCCAUGGAAGUAUGCUGCGAGCUCACCGGUGUGUGCUGGCUGCUGGAAGCCCAUUCUUUCAGGACAAGCUGCUCUUGGGCUACAGCGACAUUGAGAUCCCCUCAGUGGUCUCGGUUCAGUCCAUCCAGAAGCUGAUUGACUUUAUGUACAGUGGGAUUCUGCGGGUAUCUCAGUCAGAGGCUCUGCAGAUCCUUACUGCUGCCAGCAUCCUUCAAAUUAAGACCGUCAUUGAUGAGUGUACCCGCAUCGUUUCCCAGAAUGUGGGCCUGGCUGGGCCCGGGGGGUUUCCUGUCAUACCAGGAGACUCUGGACAGGAAACGCCCCGUGGAACACCAGAGUCAGGGACCUCUGGGCCCAGCAGUGACGCAGAGUCAGGUUAUAUGCAAUCGACAUCACAGCCAAGUGACCGUGCUUACACGUCACUGUAUUCCUACUCUGGCCUGUCUCUGCAGAACGGCACCCGCGAGCGCCCCAUUUACAUCCACAACCCUCAGUCUGCCAACUACGAUCCAAAUAACCGGAAGGACCAGCAGUCUCAGGAUCCACCCUGGAUGAACCCUAUCCAGGAAAGAUCUCAGCAGGUCGACCGCUUCAUUUCCACAGCAGAGUCUACCCACUGCCGCAAGCAGCCCCGACCGGUACGCAUUCACCCCGAAGGGAUGCACAUAAAGCAGGAGGCCGAAGACGAGUACGGCUGCUACAACGAAAUGGGGGACUGCCAAGACGACAUUGACCACGGCGAGGGCGUGGAGAGUGAAUCCAAGGUUGAAAGUUUUGACUCAGGGGUGAGCUCCUCCAUCAGUACAGAGCCAGACAUCAUGGAGCAUCAGCCGUACCUGACAGGCUAUAGCCGGGAAGGGGGCGGGGAGCUGCAGCAGGGCGAAGGAGCCACGGUGCAGAUAGAAGUCAACGACUCGUCCCCGGAGCACGUGCAUAAGACAGAGGACGGGGACAUAUCCCACAGCACUAGUGACAGUAGCAUGAUGCAGUCCCUGCCAAACUCGAUUAAACUCAGUCCCAUGUCUCAGUACAUGCGCCAUGUAGAAACACACACCAGCAAUCUGAGGAUGCCGCUCACCGUGACCAGCAAUUCCCAAGCGAUGGGCCCCGCUGGAAGUACCUUCCUGCCCACUCUCUUUCCUACCCAGCCGGCUAGAGACAACAAGUCUUUCCUUUACCUUCAUGGCCAGCAGCAGCCCCAAUUUGUUGCAGUGCCGCCCCCUACAAUGUCAUCAUUCCCGAGCCCCAUGUCGGUACCGCAAGCGCCAUCUCAGCAGCAACAGGCUGCAGGAGGGAUGGGUCAGGGGGAAAAGAAGCCCUAUGAAUGCACUCUCUGCAGUAAAACCUUUACUGCAAAACAAAACUACGUCAAACACAUGUUUGUCCAUACGGGUGAGAAGCCUCAUCAAUGCAGCAUCUGCUGGCGCUCAUUCUCCCUCAAGGAUUACUUAAUUAAACAUAUGGUGACACACACAGGGGUGCGAGCCUACCAGUGCAGCAUCUGCAACAAGCGCUUCACCCAGAAGAGCUCUCUGAACGUCCACAUGCGGCUGCACCGUGGAGAGAAGUCCUAUGAGUGCUACAUCUGCAAGAAGAAGUUCUCACACAAGACCCUUCUGGAGCGGCACAUGGCCCUGCACAGCACGGCGAGCGCCAUCACGGGGCUGACGGGGAGCGCAGUGGCCCCGGGCCCGGUCUCCAUUCCCAUGCCUAUGGCCGUCCCCGAGCCCGGAGCUGGAGUGGUGGCCCUCGCCAUGCCCGUCAGCGGCGGUGCUGGAGUAGGGGCCGGGGUGGGAACAGGAGUGGGUGUAGCCGCCGAAGCGAGCUGCCAAGAAGGGACCACCUACGUAUGCUCCGUCUGCCCUGCCAAGUUCGACCAAAUGGAGCACUUCAAUGACCACAUGCGAAUGCAUGUCUCCGAUGGAUAAGUACAAAUAAAAAAAAAACUUCGCUGAAAAAGAAUGACAUACAAAAUGGCACUAGAUUUUUCCUUUUCUUAUUUUGAGGUAUGAAGAGUAAUGAGUAGAGACACUGGCACAUUAAGUUUCCCAAAAAAAAAAAGGUUUCUUUCUUUCUUUUUUUUUCUGUUAUUCUAAAAGAAAAAAAAGAUGGUGGCCUUAAGGCUUAGUAGUUUGAUAUUGAUCUACUGGAUGGAUCCUAACUACAGGCCUCUAAAUGUAUGCUUUCCUAAAAUACUGAUUUAUGUGUUGAACACUACCGAAAGGCCUACGAAAGAAACACGUACACACAAACACACCUUUAGUGUAGAUAAGUCUGAAUGACUAUAAAUGAGCAAAUAUGUUUGAGGAUUUGUGUAUUUGCAUAUGUCUAUCUGUUGUCCUUAUGCGUGUGUGUAUGUGUGUGUGUGUGUGUGUGUGUGUGUGUGUGUGUGUGUGU
Messenger RNA from Menidia menidia (Atlantic silverside), 2623 nucleotides. The record is from the annotation of a GenBank genome assembly. NCBI's taxonomy places the organism in Eukaryota, Metazoa, Chordata, Actinopteri, Atheriniformes, Atherinopsidae.